GCGAGCGGCGCGGCGGCGGGCAGCUGAGGCCGAGCGCGGCGGCGUCCGAAGCGCACCCAGCAGGCAAAGCGAGGCGGCCGCGGCCCGGCGGGCGCCGGAAGGCGAGAGCCGGUGCGGGCAGCAGGCGGCAGCGGCAGCUCGGCGGCGGCGGCGAGGAUGUUGACCGGGAGGCUGUGCUGGGUGCCGCUCCUGCUGGCUCUGGGCGUGGGGAGCGGCAGCGGCGGCGGAGGGGGCAGCCGGCGGCGCCGCCUCCUCGCGGCUAAAGUCAACAAGCACAAGCCAUGGAUCGAGACCUCAUAUCACGGAGUCAUAACUGAGAACAACGACACAGUGAUUUUGGACCCACCACUUGUAGCCCUGGAUAAAGAUGCACCAGUUCCUUUUGCAGGGGAAAUUUGCGCGUUCAAGAUCCACGGCCAGGAGCUGCCCUUUGAGGCCGUGGUGCUCAACAAGACGUCGGGAGAGGGCCGGCUGCGCGCCAAGAGUCCCAUCGACUGUGAGCUGCAGAAAGAGUACACGUUCAUCAUCCAGGCCUACGACUGUGGCGCAGGGCCCCGGGAGACGGCCUGGAAGAAGUCGCACAAGGCCGUGGUCCAUAUCCAGGUGAAGGACGUCAAUGAGUUUGCUCCCACCUUCAAAGAGCCAGCCUACAAGGCGGUGGUGACAGAGGGCAAGAUCUAUGACAGCAUCCUACAGGUGGAGGCCGUGGACGAGGACUGCUCCCCUCAGUACAGCCAGAUUUGCAACUAUGAGAUCGUCACAACUGACGUGCCUUUUGCCAUUGACAGAAAUGGCAACAUCAGAAAUACCGAGAAGCUGAGCUAUGACAAGCAACGCCAGUACGAGAUCCUGGUGACCGCCUACGACUGUGGACAGAAGCCCGCCGCUCAGGACACGCUGGUGCAGGUGGACGUGAAGCCAGUUUGCAAGCCUGGCUGGCAAGACUGGACCAAGAGGAUUGAGUAUCAGCCUGGCUCGGGGAGCGUGCCGCUUUUCCCCAGCAUCCACCUGGAGACAUGCGACGGGGCCGUGUCCUCCAUCCAGAUCACCACGGAGCUGCAGACCAAUUACAUCGGCAAGGGCUGCGACCGGGAGACCUACUCUGAGAGAUCCCUUCAGAAAUUGUGUGGAGCCUCCUCUGGCAUCAUCGACCUCUUGCCAUCCCCCAGCGCGGCCACCAACUGGACAGCAGGACUGCUGGUGGACAGCAGUGAGAUGAUCUUCAAGUUCGAUGGCAGGCAAGGGGCCAAGAUCCCUGAUGGGAUUGUGCCCAAGAACCUGACAGACCAGUUCACCAUCACCAUGUGGAUGAAACAUGGCCCCAGCCCCGGUGUGAGAGCCGAGAAGGAAACCAUUCUCUGCAACUCGGAUAAGACUGAAAUGAACCGGCAUCACUAUGCCCUGUAUGUGCACAACUGCCGCCUGGUCUUCCUCUUGCGCAAGGACUUCGACCAGGCCGACACCUUCCGCCCCGCAGAGUUCCACUGGAAGCUGGACCAGAUAUGUGACAAAGAAUGGCAUUACUAUGUCAUCAACGUGGAGUUUCCUGUGGUUACUUUGUACAUGGACGGAGCAACGUACGAACCCUAUCUGGUGACCAACGACUGGCCCAUUCAUCCAUCUCACAUAGCAAUGCAACUUACGGUCGGCGCUUGUUGGCAAGGAGGAGAAGUCACCAAACCGCGGUUUGCUCAAUUCUUCCACGGCAGCCUGGCCAGUCUCACCAUCCGCCCUGGCAAAAUGGAGAGUCAGAAGGUCAUUUCCUGCCUGCAGGCCUGCAAGGAAGGGCUGGAUAUUAAUUCCCUGGAAAGUCUCGGCCAAGGAAUAAAGUACCACUUCAACCCCUCGCAGUCCGUCCUGGUGAUGGAAGGUGACGAUAUUGGGAACAUCAAUCGUGCCCUCCAGAAGGUCUCCUACAUCAACUCCAGGCAGUUCCCGACGGCAGGUGUGCGGCGCCUGAGAGUCUCUUCCAAAGUCCAGUGCUUUGGAGAAGAUGUGUGCAUCAGCGUCCCCGACGUGGAUGCCUAUGUGAUGGUGCUGCAGGCCAUCGAGCCCCAGAUCAGCCUCCGUGGCACGGACCGCCUCUGGAGACCCGCCGCCCAGUUUGAAAGUGCCAGAGGGGUGACCCUCUUCCCCGACAUCAAGAUCGUGAGCACCUUCGCCAAAGCUGAGACCCCGGGUGAGCCGAAGGCCACAGCCCCCAAAUCAGCAGUCUUAGAAGAAAUGCUCCAUAACCUAGAUUUCUGUGACAUUUUGGUACUUGGAGGGGACCUGGACCCAAGACAGGAAUGCUUAGAGCUCAACCACAGUGAGCUCCAUCAGCGACACCUGGAUGCCACUAACUCCACCGCAGGUUACUCCAUCUAUGGUGUGGGCUCCAUGAGCCGCUAUGAGCAGGUGCUGCAUCACAUCCGCUACCGCAACUGGCAUCCAGCUUCCCUGGAGUCCCGACGGUUUAGAAUCAAGUGCUCAGAACUCAAUGGACGUUAUACUAGCAAUGAGUUCAACCUCGAGGUCAGCAUCCUCCAUGAGGUCAGAAUGUCAGACAAGGAGCACGUCAGCCACCUUAUUGUGCAGCCUCCCUUCCUACAGUCUGUCCACCACCCUGAGUCCCGGAGUAGCAUCCAGCGCAGUUCAGUGGUCCCAAGCAUCGCCACAGUGGUCAUCAUCAUCUCCGUGUGCAUGCUGGUGUUUGUCGUGGCCAUGGGCGUGUACCGGGUCCGGAUCGCCCACCAGCACUUCACCCAGGAGACUGAGGCUGCCAAGGAGGCGGAGAUGGAUUGGGACGACUCUGCGCUCACUAUCACAGUCAACCCCAUGGAGAAACAUGAAGAACCAGGGCAUGGAGAAGAAGAGACUGAGGAGGAAGAGGAGGAAGAAGUAGAGGAAGACGUGAGCUCCAGCAGCAGUGACUCAGAGGACAGCGAAGAGGAAGAGGAGGAGGAAGGGAUGGGCAGGGGCAGACAUGGGCAGAGUGGAGCCAGGCAAGCCCAGCUGGAGUGGGACGACUCCGCCCUUCCCUACUAGUGCCCGGCUGUCUGCGCCCACCCACGUGUCCCUUUUGUAAGCCUCACCCCAGUGUACACCUAAGUCUAUCACAUGUCGCCUCUGAUUUCUAGGACAGGUCUGGGCAGGCCCUCCCCAGUGUCCUGGAAGCCACCCGUUAUGCCUUGGGCACUCCCUAUGUCCCAGCCCCAGGGUAGUUCCAAGAAGCCCAGGGUCAUUAGUGGAGACUUCAAGGUGGACUUUGUCCUGUAGCCCUCACUUUUCCUGCCCUGGGCUCACCCAGCAUCCUGCCGGCCAAUCUGCAGAGUUCUGCCAUUGCUUUUCUCUGCAGGGAAGAAAGUAAGCCUUUAUGUCACUCACCUCCCCCAGGUUCCCCAUGGCCAGGGACCUUGGGUUCCAGCUCACUGUGCGUGUACCUGACCCAGUCUCCUCUUCCACACAGACCAGCAGGUUCUCUUUACCUGACUCUUCAGGUGGCUUCCCACAGGCAAGGUGGUCUCAGUCCUUAACACUUUAAAGGAAAAUCCUUGUUGAGGCAAAAUUAAAUGUAUAGGGAAAGGUUCACACAUAGGCGCGUGCACACCCACAUGCAUACAUACACCCUCCCCAGUUUGGAGAACCUUUCCCCUUUAUCCUUUUGGAGGCCACAUAAAGCUUAGAUGAAAAGUCCAAAACCAAGAAUAGGUCCUUGACCACAGCAGGGCCUGAACCCCAGCCAAAGCUAUCUGCAAACCUACCUGCCUUGGUGCCCUGCUGGGGGCUGCCACCACAGGACAUUGCAGAAACCAGGAAGCACGCCACAGAGGCACUGCCCCAGGCGACAGCAUGACGAGCCUGCAGGCAGGGACCAGAAGGAAAGGCUGAUGAGAUGAGCAGCUAGGCGUCAUGGUGGGCACAGAUCUGGGGGACAGGGGUGAAUGGUGUCUCCUGAGCCAGAGGUUAAGAAGGCUCUCAGCAUCUAGUCUUAGGGUCCCUCAUCACCUGUCUCACACUGUUUUUCCUCUUAAAAAAAUACAUUCCUCUUGGAUGUAUUAGGACAAGCAUGAACUGUGCUGGAUCUAAAAUGAAAAGUUUGGAGAUCUGAAUGCUAGGAAUUAGAAGCAUAUCUGUGAUAGUAACAGCCGCUGCUUUAUUCUCAUAAAAGGAGCAACACUUUGGGUGGAGGGCAAAUAGAUCUGAAAACCUAAUUUCUUUCUUUCUUCUUAUUUUAAUAAGAAAAUCUUUUCCACCUCCAUCCUAAUGUGGGCACCUCAUGACGAGAACUGUUGCUAUAGUAACUCAUCUGUGCUCUUUUGUGACCAAGAGAAUAGCAGGCAAGAAACAGGGCCAUCCUAGGACUUCCACGAGGCUCUGAGACCAUCUUUGUUUUGAAUGUCUCUGGCUUUGUUCUCAGUAUGUACAAUCUGUCCCCAUCCUCCCGCAGUCCCUACCCCAUCCCAUAUUGGCAUAGGCACAGAGCUGGCCCCUAGUCACAAUGGCAUUCAGGUUCAAAAGAAGAGAAUCUGUUCAUUUUAUUGACCAUGUCACCAAAACAGAGCAUAAGGGGGACCAUCAUCAGUGUCUUCCACCCAGUGAGGAUCCAUGAUAGGCCUUUGCAAAAUUCUGAUUCAAGAAAACUACCUUAAGUGGCUUUUUCCACCACUGAAAGUGGUUUUUGCAGAUCUGUUCCCUCCUUUGAGCCUCACAAUAAUUAUAUCAGGGAGUUGGGAUAUCUAUCGUCAGGAACAUUUCCCUUACGAGUAAACUGAGGUUCAGAGAUUGAACAUCUUGUUCAGAGUCAUUCAGAGGCAUAGACGAGACUAGACUCCCCACCUUCCACUCUUGGUCCAGUGCCCACCACCCUGCUUCUACUUAUAUUCAUACUUAUGCAGCUAACAGGCAUUGCUGAGGACCUACUGUGUGCUAAGCACUCAGCCAGCAAUGAUGGGAAAUGAUAAAGCUGAGUGAGAUGAGCUCCUCCCCCUCAGAGACAUAAAAGUUGCAAAGGAGAAACAAAUACGCAUAGAAAUUAUACAAGAGACCGACAUAGAGUGGGGAGAGAAGUCACAGGAAGAAGAGGAACACAAUCACAAGUGCUCUUGUUUUUUCCCUCUUAGGGAAAAAUGAAGGGAGAAGUUUGGAAUUUUAUAUUCAUUGAAUGGAAAUAGACACAUCUGUGAAUUCUCCCAACCAAAAAAAAAACCCUUUUCUAUCAGGCUGUCUGCACGUCUACAAUGAGAAAAUAGGUAACGCUGCUUAGCCCUCCCAAUUCCCUUAAAAAAUUCUCCAGUUGGGCAUUUAGGAGCUAACAGAAUUCUCCCAAAAUUAUGGCAGUAAAAGCCAAAUUUAUGGUUUAAAACUAAACUUUUGUUAUUCAUAAGAUAAUUUGUUUUUACUGUUUCAAGUUUUUAUAUAAAUUCUAGGUAGUUAACAUUUAGUGUAAUAUUAGCUUCAGGAGAAUUUAGUGAUUCAUCACUUACAUACCACACCCAGUGCUCAUCACAACGAAUUCUUUUUAAUUGGAUUUCCAUUUAAAACAUUAAGUCUGGUUUUCAUAAGAGCACCUUGCUCAGUAUGUUCGGAUUGGUUGGGGUGGGAAGGUGUUCCUCAUGCCCUGUGGCUGUCUCCAAUUUCUGCAUCACUUACUCAAGGUUGAGUGAGCUAUUUGGGGCAUACAUCAGGGAGGGUAUGGGAGAAGCAGGUCAAAGUGGCAUUUGGCUAGGGUAGCAGAGUUCAAUCAUCUGUGACUAGAUUGACAGAGGGAAACAAGGGGAACAACACAUCAGGACCCUCUCCAUCAACUCCUAUUGUAGGAGGUCACACUGCAUGUCAGCUCCACAAGUGAGACACUUGAUGCUGCUAGAUCAACGGAUGUUUAUUACAUCCCAUGCCCUACUCAUCACCAUGGAUGAGAACAAAGAAGAAUGGUUAUAUAAAAGGAGCAAAAGCAUCAGGUGGUAUUCAGGUGAGUGGCAAGUAAUGUCACUUGCCCUCUACCAGAUAUUCUAAUUACGAGUGAAAAAUAUCACUAAUCAGCCCAGCAUUUUCCAGACUCCAUAUGCUGGUAUCAGGGAACCAGAACUCCCAGAUGGCCCAGACGCCAUGCAGCCUGGCAUCUAGACAGCAGCAGCAGCAGAUGCAGACUCAGACCCCAGAGGAACAGCUGACCAAUCUGGCCACAGGCCAGACCAUUGUUUAUCUUGCCAAGAGGAUGACCAGAUUCUGUUCUCUGGAGCUGGAAAAUAGGCUAAAACCUCUCAAGUGAUUCAGGUGACAGGGAGGAAGAGGAGGUUGAAAUGGAAAAAGCCAGUAUAGACUGAGUUGCCUCAAUGGAGUAAAGGAAUCAACCAGUUGGUCACCUGUCUUAAAGAAUACUGAAAGUAUAUUCUAGUAAGUUAAUCAAAUCCUUUAAGUCUGACCAAGGCCCAAAUUUAUGUAGAUAACAAAAAUGUGAUUUUAGUGGGAUCUUAGUUCAUUACCACUUUCUUGAAUGUUCUCCAUCAUCCUAUCAAGCAAAGUUUAGACCACACAUCUCUGCAGGUAACAAGAGCUGUACCUUGUGGACAUGGACCCUCCAGGGAGAGGGCUCCUGGUGGGAAGCAAUGUCCUCCGUGCCUGUACAUACAGCAGAUGUCGGCAAACUCUAUCUGUAAAGAGCCAGAUAGUAAAUAUUUUGUACUUUGCAAGGCCAUAUUGUCUCUGUUGCAAGUAUUCAACUCUUCCACCAUAACAAGAAACAAGCCACAGACAAUACAUAAACCAAUGGAUAUGGUAUGUUCCAAAGAAAAUUAUUUAUGAAUACUAAAAAAGCCGACCAUUUGAAUUCAUGUUUUUACAUAUCAUGAAAUUUUAUUACUUUUUUUUUUUUUACUUUCAACCUUUUAAAAAUUGGAAAACUCUUCUGAGCCCAUGGGCCAUACAAAACCCAGCAGCCAGCCAGAUGUGGUCUGCGGGCUUUAACUUACACACCUCUACCAUACGUUCAUGAAAAGCAGUCCUCCAUUUGCCAAGGAAAAGAAAAUUGCUGUCUUAGACCCUUCUUUCGACUACCCAGGGGCCUUUGCCUCCAAAAUGAACAGCAACUCCAUAGCCCUUAAUUAAGCUGUUUUAAAUGUCCAUGUCCCAGCGAGGAAAUGACAACAACCAAAAACCAAAAAACAAAAACAAAAAACACCUGUUACUGGUGGAAUUGACUCAAACACAGGCAAUCAUUCAUCAUUCAUCGAGAACUCCAAGCUCUGGGUCCAGGAACUGACUGACCACUGAGCGCUAACCCCCUAGAGCUCAGGGUCAACUCCCAGGAGCAGCACCUUCCCUACACGACUCAGCCCGUAAUGAUUUCUAAGCAGGAGUGUUCAUUAUCUCAGACUGAUUUCCAUUUUAGCCCUGCUCAUGCCAUUGCUCUAAAAAUGAUCCUAAAGACUGUUGACUGAAUCAAUAGCAACAUAAUCAGUAGAAAGCCCUACCCAGCACAUUUCAAAAUUAGCAGUCUACUUGGCUCUAUGAUUCAAUAUUAGCAAGAGGAAGAAAAGAGGACUUUUUAACCAUACUCUCAUUGAAAUUAACCAAAUCAGUUUUACAAAAAAAUUGAGGGAGUGAGUUUAAUUCUUUGAAAUAAUUUACGAGUGAAAAGUAGAUGAUUUUUAGGUACAAUCAUUCUCGGGCCUUUGGGGGAUCUCCAAAGCCCCUGCAAAAUACUUUGGAGGGCUAUGGAUGGUAUAGGUUCCUCUAUCUGCAUCAGACUUUUAUCGAGGCUGACAAGCCAAAGCCCUUGGCACAAUUUAAUUUUCAUGUAAUCACUUUCUGCUGCCCUACUCUCAGCAAAGGAAAUGAGCAAAGUUUUGAAGUCUACUCCAGACCUUCAUUUCCCUGCCUUUAUUUACUUUAUAAAUUUAUUCUGUACCUACUUUAUAGAUCUUGCUCUAGUUUUCCAUUUGGCACCAACUACAAAGGAGUGUUGGCUUUAUAAGGGCUAUGGGCUAGAUGUUGAACUUGACUCUCUCCCAGGAAGACACAAAGAGACACAAGAAGUUACCUCCACCAGCACCCCAGAAAGCAAUCAAACAUUCCCUGGAUGCCAUUAGCGAACAGAUGGGAUUCUGUGUUUGCAGCUAUGUUCAGUGUAGUUCAGCAAAUCCUUGUUGAGCACCCAUGGUGUGCCAGGCCCUGUGCCAGAAACAGGGAAUGGUGAAUGAAUGAGGCACGGCCCUGCCCAGGAGGGUCUCCCGGUCUCAUGAGCUGUUGGCAUGCUUCCCUUACAAUGCUGGAGGCUGUCUGAGAGCAGUUGGGAAGUUGAGAUGCAGACAGAAGUUUGCAGUUGGGGGAUGUGGGUAACUUGCUUUUGCAGUUCUCCAUCCUAAGUUAGAUGGUAGGUGUGAUUCUGAGAGCCCUGACACACAUCGCCAAGGCAAGAGAGGAGGAGAUCUCUAGGGAAGCAGGCAAUGCCCCAACCUGACCCAGGUCACAUAUGGAUGAAAGCCAGUCACCCUGCCCAUCAGGUAGAUCUCACGUGGCCGUUGAUCUGAGGUUCGAAACUAGGCCAAAGGAAGUUCUUAAGUAUGAACAACAGGAUGAAUUCUUACGCAUGAAUACCUGGAAAGUAACCCAGCUAUAGAGGCUGGUAUGUGCCAAGUUCCAAAGGCAUGAAAAGCCUGAUGUGAGGGAGUAUCCCUGAGGCCUGAAGUCAGAGCUGAGGAGGGAAGAAGGCCCUAACCUUUCAGGACCAGAUAAGGGGCCACAGGACACUGUAGAGCAGAGGUCCUCAAGGUGCAUCCCUGGACUAGAGCAUCACCCGAGGAUGAAUGAGAAAUGCAAAAUCUUGGGAUCCACCUGAGAGCUACUACACCACAAACCAGGGAUAGAGCCCAGCUGUUUAUGUUUUAAGGCUCUCUGAUCCUGAUGCACACUAAGGUUUGAAAACUGAUAUAGAGCAUGACAGUGACUUCCACGGCACUGGGAAAGGAGGACUAACAGGAUGAGAGACUCAGUCACAAGUGUAGAAGCCAGGGGGCUAAAGGAGACUUCCCCCAUGAAGCCUCCAGGGCCCUCUAGACUCUAGUCCAUAGUCCCUUGAAUCAGUGAUUUCAAGGAACCUUAAGCCUAGUACCAAUUCCACUCCUCCCAUGGGGCAGGAGCCUCCUCCUGCUGGUCUGACCCCUUUCAUCCUGAGAGAGACACAGUCCAGGAGAGGCUACAGUGAGGUCACCUAUCCCUAGGGAGGCUGCCUUCCAGAGUCCCAUAGAUAAGCAGCCCCCUGAAGGGCCAUAUUUUAGGGGAAAUGAUUAAACCGUAGCAGUGUCCUUACAUCGCCAGGAGAACUGGCCCCCACACAGCCUCUAUGCUGUGGAGCCACCAGGGCCUAUACAGUGGAGUUGGGUCAUCUAAGGACACUGCCAGAUUACUGCAGUGCUGCUCCAUAUGUAACGGGACCAGGGCAUGCAGCAUCACAAUCCAAACAUAAAAUUGGACAGAGAAUGAACGGCUUUUCUUGGAAGGGCAGUAACUCAUUGUGGAGGAUACUAAAUGUAGGAAGCAAAACCCAAAAACAAACCUGCAGCAUUCUCUACAGACAUAAUCUAUGUUGGCCUUGGCAUCUCUAAGGCCUGCAAAUGUGCCAAUCUCCACCAAUUCCCUUUUCCCCCACCUCUCAGAAGCCUGAGGUCUGCUGAUUAUUGAUUUAGGUUUUUGAUUCAUGGCUUAAACUCUGUAAAGGUCUACAACUUUUUUGGGAGAAAUUAGUUGGCACUCUAUUGGUCAUUUACACCUACACGUGGUGCAGAAUCUCCUCAUAGAAGGAUUCCUGACACUAAAAGUCAGAGGACCUGGGCACUGGGUCUUGGGGUAGAAGUUCAGAGGAGGAAUGGGCUGGAAGGGAACCCAGACAUGUGGUCAUGGAUAACAUGCCCCUGCUGCUUAGUUCCUAAGAACCCACUUCCCUCUUGAUCAGAGGCACAUUCCUGGUACCAUCAGCCAUGUCCUUACUGAAUCGUCCCAAAUUCCCUAAAGGAUAUCUCUAGCCCAGUUUGUGGAAACAUCUACUGAUUAAAUGCCCAACCAAUCCCCUAAGACUACAGUGAUCAUAUCAAGAGCAACCAUUGCUAACACAUUAGAUUACACUAAAAAGAACCAGUAGAGUUUUCCAGUUGUUUGUGAGAGGCAUGGGGGGAGCAAUCCCAAGAGGUAUCCAUGUCACUUAGGUCUAGAAGAACUUUCUUUACAGCCUGGCCUCUCUUCGUGAAUUCUCUGAUGUGACAUCUCUCUCCCAAGACCUUAAGACAAUUUUGUUUCCCUGAAGUGAAGUCACUUAUUAUGAAGUCCCCUGUGGGACAAAAGGAUAAAGAAUGGGAUGGUAGGACAUGGGUGGAAAGGCUUCAAGUAGUUUUGUUUUCACUGGCAAGCUUAGAUCUGUGUACAGUCAGACAGAAGGAUCCAGAGCUCUGAUCCAGCCAGAACACCAGGCGGGGAGAGUAAGUAUGAGAGAAGCUCACUGGGAAGGCUGGGUGUGUCGUUGUGUGGGCCAUGCCAGCCAUUUGCAUUUGUCAGAAACAGUGGAGAGAACUGGGUUCCAACUCCAGUGAGUUCUGAGCAGCAGACAGGAGCUGCUACCUCUGAACCACUGGGGAGAUAUUUGUCCAGAGUUCUCCUUGAUAAUGGUCGACUGAAUAAGAUGGAACCACAGUGCUCAGGCCCCGAUAGGGACACUGACCAAGUCCCAGAAAACAUGGUUUUGUGAGGUUGUAUGCCCCCUCAACUCUUGCCUCCUCUGCUAUCACAGACUCCUCUCAUGACAAGAAAGGUCACUUACUUGUCACAGCACCAUGGGUGCCUAGCACAGCAUCUAGCCCACAGCAUGAGCUUGAUAAAUGGUGAAUUAAAUGCAGUAUCAGACAUCACCUGACCUCAGCAAAGGAUGUGAAAAAUUAAGACGCUUCAAUGGAAAUAGACUCCUCCAUCUUCUUAGUAUAUAGGUUGGGGUCUUUCAUAAAAUCAGACCAAGGAGGAGUGGAAGUGCAUACAGGGGUAGAAAAAAGAACAGGAGUGGGGUUUUUUGGAUGGCUAUAACCUGUCUAUAACCAGUAAAAGGUGCCCCUAAACAGAGAGUAGGGUUAGAGGAGCCUUGAUGGGCCCACUAGGUCCACCCGCUAGGUCCUAGGCAGCAUCCCGACUGAGGAAAGGAAGCCCUCAUCUGUUAAUGACCCUAGUGCUGCACUGCUUUGCAGUCCCUUUUACCAGGUUCACUGCAGAGGAGAUCCGUCAAGAUGAAGCUCAAUCCCCAACAGACUAAUGAAAAGAGGGCAACAGACAUGAGAAGAGCCAAAACACAGACAGUGUAUAUUAAUCACAGGCAAUAGAAACAUGCCGGCUUUAACAUCUGUUUGCUUUUAUCUGGAAAUUAAAAUGCAUCUCUGUUGCCCAGACCCUUUUUCCUGAGCAUUCCAAAACAGAAAUGGGACACAUACACACACACACACGUGGUAAGGGAACUUUUCCCCAGCAGAAAGAGCUAUCUGAGAAAGGAGCCCAUAGAUUGUGUCUAUUUGCAGGACCAGAGAAUGAACCAUGGGUCUCAGCUAGAGUCCAUGCCCUGUGAAAAAGGGAGGGGAAGGAUUCAUUAGGGCCUCAGUGACAAUGGGCUCCACUUGGGCCUGUGGGUCACAGAUAGGAAUAUAAUGUGCACAACCCUGCAGAACACCAGACCAUCCAUCCUGGGCAAUGUGGAACCCACCCAUGAGCUCCUUCCUUGGCUGCAAAGGAACUGCUGAUGUGCAGGAUUCAGAAGAGGACAUGCACAUCUUUACUUGUAAACUUCAAGUGGUGGAAAUAAGGCAAAAGUUUUUUGGAAAUUAGGAAGUUAGACUUGAUAACCCAGCGCUGAUCACUCAAAAGGCAAGGAAAGAGAGACUGAGGAGAAAGCUGACUCAGAGUUAGGGACAGGGAAAGUUGGAGAACAGUGACAGAACAGGAACACCCUCAUCUGGGAGGCCAGAGCAUUUCUCUGGACUGAAAGGCUCUAUCCAAGUUUCAGCAACCUAGGGGGAAGGCUGGCUGUGUGACCACAGAGGCAGUCAAACCAAUGCCUCUGAAGUCAGACCUGUUCGAGGAUUUCAUUCUUAAUUGAACUAGUCACAAUGGAGCAAUCUACCUAGGUGCUUCCAGCCUGACCUUGGUGGCUUCCAAAAAAAGUUGUUGAUGCCCUGAGCUGGACACCUUGGAAGGAAAUUGAAUAAAACCAGCCAGUAAAUUUAGAAAAGAAACUGCAUGUAGAAUUUGGUUGUUUUCAAAGAAAACUGUAGGUAUUAGAGGUGGUUGUGUUAUGUUGUUGGCAUGAACACUGUCAGUAAGGUAAGAUUGAGAAUGACUUGGUGGGGCAUUCUUUGGAAAAUUAGUUAAUGUGUUAAAUAUGAGUUAUCAGAGAUAAGUAGACUAAGGACAGCCAAUUAUGUGUGGCAUAUGUGUAUACAUACACACACACACACACACACACACACACACACACACACAAUGCACAAAUAAGUAAGAGAAUAAAGAUGUCAAUGGUCCUAAGACAUUUUCAAUUCCUUAGAAGCACAGGUUUGGAUGUUAUACUUUUUCUUAUUAUCCUCAUUUACUUUAAGCUCUCAAAGCACUGGGAACAGUGCCUGGCACAUAGUAGGAGUUUGGUAAGCACUGAGAAAUGGAAAGUCCAGCUUGUCACUACUUGGUAAACACUCGGUACUCACUAUACCCCAAAUUAAACGAGCCAUAGAGAAUCAGGCUGGCUACAUCCCCCUCUAGACCAUCACAAUCUAGCUAAGAAGAAGCCUUUAAGCAUUCAGAGAUUCAGAGCAAUAUCCAGCCAGCUGCAGGCAUUGGGUCUGGCUUUUGCCAGGAUGCUGUACAUAGUGGGAUUGUAUCACUUAGGAUGAUGCACAUAGUGGGUCUAUUUCACUUAGGAUGCUGCACACAGUGGGUCUGUAUCACUUAGACCUCAUCUGCAUAACACCUAACAAGCUAUUUCUAGAGGGAACAGGGCUGGGGGCUCCCCUCGUAUUGCUUCUGCCAUUUCCUAAACACUUGGUGCAAUGCUGUUGGGUUUUGCCAACUUUGGGCACAAUUCUGGAACUCAAUGGAACCAUUCUGGGCUGUGUCAGUCUAAAAGGUCUAGUGAUUUCUUCUCUCAGCCUUUCCCAUCACCCACAUCUGGAGAUGCCACCUCCGGGGUGGGCCAGUGUGUAUCUGCUGCCUCAAAAAAUGAAUUCUUUUAGUCUAGAAAAUGUACUUAUUUGCUAAAUAUACUACUGUGUAUGAUGUGAUACAAUGCAAACUUUGGACUAUCUUGUUAGGAGGACUUAAGCGUUUAUAGAAUGUUGAAUUUAAUUUCAGGAGAGUACAUUGUCAUCUUGCUCAAUGAAUCAGGUUGCCCAAUCGCAGAUGAUCAGAGAAAAUGCCCCUUCCCCUCCCCACACCUCUCAGCCCUGCCCUAAUUGAGCUGUCCUGUCCACUCCAGGCUGAUGCAGAGUGAAGGGCACUGAGGAUUUCUAUGUAUAUAAAGAUAUAGGAAGAAAAUAAGAGCCACCACAGGAAUCUGUUGGGCUUCUUCCCAUGACUGUGAUUUUACCCAUGUUUGAGUCACAAACUUUGAAUUUCUAACAGUUAAGAUUCUUGCAGUUUCCAAGUAAUUUGUUAAAUGCCUAUUCGACACAGACAGAUAUUUAUUUUCAGCCUUGACUUGUAAAUGCCUACAAACUGAUUCAUGCUGGUGGUCGUUACGACACUUUCUGUGAAUUGGUCAAUAAAUAUGAUUUUAGAAUUUCACAGUAAA
This is a messenger RNA of Felis catus (domestic cat), 13786 nucleotides long. RefSeq names its product calsyntenin 2 (gene CLSTN2). The transcript has 17 exons. The coding region runs from base 157 to 3027 and encodes 956 amino acids. Gene Ontology annotation, biological process: positive regulation of synaptic transmission; homophilic cell-cell adhesion; positive regulation of synapse assembly. Gene Ontology annotation, molecular function: kinesin binding; calcium ion binding; amyloid-beta binding. NCBI's taxonomy places the organism in Eukaryota, Metazoa, Chordata, Mammalia, Carnivora, Felidae. The record is from RefSeq and is a predicted model, not a curated record. Gene Ontology annotation, cellular component: cell surface; postsynaptic membrane.